UCACUCACCUCACAAAGGUGUAGAGAGAAAGAUGAAGUAAAGCUUUUACUCUUCAGGAACUUCAUAUCAAGUCCUUCACCUCUAUCACUUCUGGAGGAGAACAUGACUGGAUCCUGGAGACUAUUUCUGCUCUGUAGUCUCCUGCAAGGUGCUGGGUGCAACGCUGCAAAAUUUGAGGCCCUAAUGCCAGCAAGUGUGACGACACUCAGUGGAUCCUGUGUUACCGUUCCUUGUUCCUUCACCUUGAGGGACGGGUUUGAUGCCUGGCUAAAGCCUGGAUGUGGAAAAUAUUGGUAUAAAAUUACAUAUCAACCUAUAAGUUCUACAACAAUCAGGGGGGACCUUACCGCAUACAACUGUACCACAACAUUCGAUAACGUACAUGAAGACAAUGUUCAAUAUUAUUUCAAAAUUCAAUGUGAUGGAAGUCCUUUAAAAUAUAAUUUUAAAGAAAACCCAGUGACCAUCAGGAUCAAGGGGCUCCCUGAUGCACCUCGUUUGACCCCCCCCAAGGAGCCGGUGGUGGAGGGGACUCCUGUGGAGCUGGGGUGCUCUGCCCCGUCCUACUGUGACACCCACCCCCCCACUGUGACGUGGACCCCCGCCCUGGGGCUCAGCACCCAGCUCCAGCAGAACGAUACCGUGACCUCCACUCUGACCUUCAACGCCUCCCACCUCCACCAUGGAAACAAUGUCUCCUGCGCUGCGGCCUACUACAUACCAUCUGGGAACAAAACUGUGACGUCUACAAGAUACCAACUCAGUAUCUCAUAUGCCCCCAGGAACACCUCUGCUGUCGGCAGCCCGUGUCUUCCAGCCAGAGAGGGAGGCUGCCUGAAGCUGACCUGCACCAGUCAUGCUAACCCUGCUGUCAGCGAGGUCUCAUGGUACCGAAUACACGGAGAACACAUCCUUAAGAUCGGGAGUGGAUCUUCUCUGUCCAUCCAGCUGUGGAACGCCAAUAACGUUUUCUUCUGUGAGGUCCGGAAUGACUUUGGGACAGAAAAGUCUGAUGUCUUCAAGAUUGACAUUCAAAUUCCUUCACAGAUCUUUAAUAUUCCAGACAUGGUGCUAUGCAUUGGCAAAUCUGCUGUGAUAAUCGUGGGCUUAGUGUGCGUGAUCGUGUGUAUUAUAAGAACCCGGAAAGUGAGUGAGGAGACGCGGUCCUUUAACGCUGCCACUGUGAAGCGAGCCCCCCCAGACGAGGAGGAGUCCCAGGUCGUCCUCAGAAGUGAGGAGGACGUCUACGUUAACAGCGGGAUGCAGAUGAACCCGGUUGGGCCGAGAGAGGAGCCGGUUGGACCGGGAGAGGAGGCUGUUCUGAGAGCCGGUUCCCCAGUCUCAACGCACCGUGAUGCAGCCUCCUCCCGCCGGAUAGGCCCUGCAGGCUCCCACCCAGGACGACCGGUCUCUAGGGAGCUCACUGAAGAUACUCAAACUCGGAAGAUGGGUGAGGAACCGCAGUCCCUUUACACUGCCAUUGUGAAGCGAGCCCCCCCAGACGAGGAGGAGUCCCAGGUCGUCUUCGGAGGUGAGGAGGACAUCUACAUUAACAGCGGGAUGCAGAUGAACCCGGUUGGGCCGGGAGAGGAGCCUGUUGGACCCAGAUAGGAGGCUGUUCUGAGGGCCGGUUCCCCAGUCUCAACGCACCGUGAUGCAGCCUCCUCCCGCCUGAUAGGCCCUGCAGGCUCCCACCCAGGACGACCAGUCUCUAGGGAGCUCACUGAAGAUACUCAGUAAACAGUUUUUGAUAACCGAGUAUUUCCUCCAAUAGAUUUUUUAAAAGUUUGUAUAUGGCUUUAUAGUUUUAAUACAGAUUACAAGACUGGUUGCGGCUCUAUCUUUUGCUCUGUUUUCCUUUCCUUAUUUUUCUCUCUUUCUUAGUGGUUACUGAUGAAUAUAAAAGGUGAUAUCCUA
Messenger RNA from Gadus morhua (Atlantic cod), 1917 nucleotides. Its product is annotated as sialic acid-binding Ig-like lectin 14. Gene Ontology annotation, biological process: cell adhesion. The coding region runs from base 103 to 1611 and encodes 502 amino acids. The record is from RefSeq and is a predicted model, not a curated record. Gene Ontology annotation, cellular component: plasma membrane. The transcript is spliced from 10 exons. Gene Ontology annotation, molecular function: sialic acid binding. Lineage: Eukaryota; Metazoa; Chordata; Actinopteri; Gadiformes; Gadidae.